Messenger RNA from Phytophthora infestans T30-4, 1171 nucleotides. RefSeq lists its product as uncharacterized. The transcript has a single exon. The record is from RefSeq and is a predicted model, not a curated record. Lineage: Eukaryota; Oomycota; Peronosporomycetes; Peronosporales; Peronosporaceae. The coding region runs from base 1 to 1146 and encodes 381 amino acids. Gene Ontology annotation, molecular function: protein binding.
AUGCGCAAUGCCUUGAACCGCGGCGGCCUUACGCUGGCUCAGACGGCGGUGGCGACGUUCGCCUCGACAGAUGACACGGCACUACUGGCCAAUCCGAGCGAGGACUUUGACUAUGACUACGUGUUGGACUGCCAGCCCACUGCGAACAAAAGCGGUCUAGCACUGGCGCUAUCCAAUUGCAAGAUUCAGCUGCGCAGUCUCGAGACGCUCGGGUUAGUGCACGAAUUCCACGCGCAUAAUAGCACCAUUAACGAGGUGUGGACAUCUUCGUCCUCUCCUUUCCAGCUAGCUACGUGCUCUAGUGACGAGUGCGUCAAGCUCUGGGACACUCGUGCGGCACUCCCAGCAAUGGUGGUGCCGGUCGGACGCGAAGUCUGGAGUCUGUCCAUUGGAUGCGGCGAGACGCUGCUAGCCACGGGUACUGACGAACUCGCGCUAUUUUACGACGUUCGCACGGGGAAUAAGCUCGGCCAAUACGGAGAAAGCCACGUGGACGCCAUCACCAAGGUGCGAUUCCACCCGACGCAGCCGGCGUUCGUGGUCACGGCGUCCGAAGACGGCGUCGUGUGCUUCUUUGACUGCCGCAUACCCGAUGAAGACGAUGCGCUCGAGAGUAUUUUCAACGUUGAGAGUGCCGUCACCACUGUCGGCUUCUUCGGCCCGCAGAAGGAGAACAUCUUCUGUCUCACAGGCACCGAGACGCUCGACCUGUGGAACCUCUGGACGGCCGAGCGACUGCACCACUACGACACGAUCCGUGACGACUGCAACAAGAACGGCUUGUCCACUGACUAUUUAAUCGACUGCGUGUACGACGACCAGUCUAACGAGCUCUUCCUGCUGGCCGGCAACCACGACGGCGAUUUGAACGCCGUUACCAUCGGCACAGACGUCGCCUCAGCCGGCAAGUUGCAGCACGCGGCGGCACUCAAGGGUGGCCACAAGUCCUGCGUACGUUGCAUUUACUAUGGCCCAGAGAAUGCUACGCUGUACACGGGAGGUGAGGAUACGCGCCUCUGCAAGUGGACGGUGUCGGGCUCGGCUGAGACUACGGACGGCUACUCGUCCUCGGGUUCCUCCAGAAGAGCGUCGGGACUCGACCCGGCAGGCAUCCGGAAGGCACGCAAAGCCUCUCGGCCAUACUAGAUAGAUUCGUUUUAAAAUGCAAAGG